AUGGCGGAAAACGAUUUGUCAAGCGCAUUUCGACUCGCUGAUCCAACAGAUAAGGAGCAAUUCUUUUCUCGUCUUAGACAGUUGGAUGUCAACAACGAAAUCGAACUAGCGGCCUUUCUGAACGAUUACAAGUACCGAAAACUGGUUGUGUCUGGUUUUAACCGCGAUCUUGUCAUAGUUGGCCGAAAUGAAUCGACUGUCUUCGAUGAUUUUACAUUGCAAGUGUGGAAGAAGUAUUACAUAGAGGAGGAUGUUGUUCAGAUCGGUGUUUUACAGAGCAGCCUAUCUUUCCCGGUAGAGGUAACUGGCUUUUGUGUAAAGUUUCCUUGAUUUUGUACUGUGUAUGCAUGCAGUAAAUCAUACCAUGUUUUUUGGCUGCUAAUUCGCUGAGCUUAUAUUUCAGUGCGAAAAGGUUCUUAUAAAUUUAUUUCGCUUUAUUAUCUAUGUCCUUUUAUUAAAGUUGGUCAUCAAUCAUUCUUAGUACAGUGUUGAUCGCUUAUCAUGGGUGGUAUUAAAGACUAGAUGAUGUGUUUAUGUACAUGGAAGCUUUGCUGAAUAUUAGGUUACAAAAUUUAUAUGGUGCUAGUCAAUAGAUGUGUAUUUAAGCUUAAUUUUUGUUUUUAGUGGUCUUGUUUAUAUUCUUUGAGAUUUCUUGAAUUUUAAAUGCCAUUGUCUCCCCCACUUAAAAUUCCAAAGCUGCAACUGACAGAAAGAAUUUUUUCCUCAUUCAGAUAAUAGCAAUAAUUUUUUUACAUCUCCUAACUAAGAAAUGUUGGUAACCGUUAUUUUAAAGUGUCAAUAACGAUGUACCCGGCUUAACUACCCAAACUAAGUUGAACGUUUUAUUAUUUAAACUCAAUCGAACUUAGUCUAAUGAUUCGGUUCGAUUAAGUUCGGUAAUCGAACACAAUUUAUUGAACUGUCACAAAAAAAAAGUUUCAGUAAUUGAACCCAAUGGAACUUUAAUUGGGUUCAGUUAGGUCCGAUGGUUGAAGUUGCAUGCAUUCUAUUAAAAAUGUGAUGUCACACGGGAAAAUUGCGCAUGUUCUGCUGAAUGUUUCCUUUUUCUAGGGUGUCUUAUGACUAAGUACAUUCCAGAAGUGGUUGUAGUGGAUCAGUGUAGGGUAUUUUUUGGAGCGAAAAGGUAUACAAGAACACCUGGAAGAACAAGACUAAUUUGCCAUACAACUUUAUCCUUUAAUCCAUUUAAUCAACCUCCUCAAUCACAGUGUGAAUAUUAUGCUUCGUCAAAGAGUUUUUAACUUUACAGCGUCCCUUUUAGGUUAACUGUUACUGUCACUCACACCAGCACAUUCAGAAUUCCUCCAUGUUUGUACACUCAACCUAUUGUUCAUUUCAUCUGACUCUUUUUUGGUUCUUUGCUGAUUUCCAGGUGAUUUCUUUGCUUCUUUCCUGACUCUUUGCACACUAAAUGACUUUUAAAAAUCCUUGUCUGCUUCGAGUGUUGGUUUAGAACGUUCGAUUACAAGUUUGAUUGAGUUGGAAAACGAAAUUAAUCAAUUUCUCAGGCAAAUUUUUCGGUUUGAUAAAGUUCGAUUACUGAACAGUUCGAGUGGUCACCAUGGGCGACCAUGGGCAAUAUGGUGAGUACACCAAAAAACUUUUAAAAAAUAAUCAUUAACUUUCACAGUCUUUUAAAUCAGUAUUUUUAUGUUAUUUCUGUAACCUCUUAGUACUUAAAGAUAAUUUGCAUAAAAUUAACCUGGAAAAGAGUAUCUUCACACGUGAAAAAAACAUGUUAUCCUCACCUUCAUAUGCGAAGAUAACAUGUGUAUUAUUAUUGUAUAUAAUUUAUACCAUGUGCCUUUCGCAAGCAAAAAACAUUUCACUUGUUCGUUGCAUUCACUUGUAAAAUAUUUUUCCAUACUCAUAGAGAAAUUUUGUUUCUCAGACUCUGAGUGACCAUGUAAUUUCCUCUAUCUAUUUGAUUGAUAUAACUGAAUAUAUUUUUAGGGUGUCUUUGUUGGCAAGUCCUCCGGACGUGUUUAUGUUUGUCAAGAGUGUGAUGAUUACCAGGAACAGUGUAUUGUAUGCAUUGCGUACAGUUUGGAGCACUUCCUGGUCCGUGGUCCCCAGAAGCUGCUGGAGUAUAAUAAACCGCAGUGCCUCUUUGAGAACUGUUAUGGAUGCUUUGAUCCAUUCAUUAAGGAUAGGGUCCUUAGCUCUAUAGGUUGGUAGAGUAUAAUCAUGACCCAAUUCAAAGACAAUUAUUUCAGACUGUUAUGAAAUAUUAUACAAUAUUGUUUACAGUGCAAUAUUGCAAGCUAAGUAAAUUAUUUGAGGGCAGUGCUCUAGUAUUUCUGAAGUAUUUGUGUUCAAGCAACUGUGGGAAAUGCUGACAUUUCUGUGUAUUUGCUGUAAGCUCCGUCAGUUAUCAGAGAGCUUUAGAUUCAAGGACAAGAAUGACUAUAAUGACAAGAUUUAACUCUUUGCUAAAACCUGUUGUAGAAUGACAUCGACUUUGGUGUUUUCCCACCAAUAUGGCACUUCUUCAUGUGUGCACACUACUAAGUAGUUGUCCUAAGUCUUAGAAUCUAAAUUAAGGUCUCUACUGUCUUUUUCCCAACUCCUUGGAGCAGUGCGGCAUUUUUUUUUCCAGUAGGGCUAAAAUGACUCUUACUGGAUUUUUACAAAAAGUGGGUGACUUGUCGUAGUGUUUGCUAGUUGCAAUUGAUUUUGAGCUAUUUUCACUUAAUUUAUUUUAAUACUUUUUUUAAGAAUCAGUCUCCUAUUAGUGGUAUUGUAUAAAUUAAAUAAUUACACUAUUAUCUUAAAUACCAGACCAUCGAACUGAAGUCAUGGAUUAAUACAUGUACCAUUAAUGCAGAGCAAUUUUUACCCCUAAAUGGGACACACUUGUCCAAGCUCUUAGAUUUCACGUUAAUGGCAGUACCGUGUUGUUAUCAUGCUUGAAAAACGGCAACAUAACCAUUCCCUAUCAUUAUACUGCUGUAUUCAUCCUACCUGAUCAAAAUUCUUUGCGUAUAAGCUUUUAGCUUCAUAGCUUCAACCCAAGUCACACAUGAAACUGUAACUAUGUGCAUGCAUAAUAAUCCUUGUAGAGAUCUCCAGAAAUGGACACCUGCAUGUACUUGUAUCGUUAGUGUUAUACCAGUUCCACAAGAGAUUAACAGUCCACAAAUUUUUCCUGGAAUUUUCACGGUACCAAAUAGGUUUCUACGAUCUCUGCACACAGAACUGAGAAAAACGUUCUCCGUGCAGAUUGAAAUCCUAGGGCUUGCUUGUUGAUGAAUAUUAUUUUUGACAAUAAUUUUAAGUGCGCAUGCUCUUAGAAGUUGAUAGUUCGAUGUUACUAGAAGCUUUUUCCAUCUUUAUCAUCAUCGUCAUCACCAGUUUUAAUCCUUACAAUAAUAAAUAAUUUAUUAUUGUUCUUUGCAUUUUUAAGAACUUGGCCAAUAUCCAGCCAUCUUGACCUCACUCAUGAACAAUAUCUACUUUAUUAGUUAACCUCGUCCAUUCGGUCAUUACAGGGAAGUCUCAGACUGAGGCCUUGAUGUGUUGUGUAUUGACCAAGUGAUAGCGAGGUCAAUACAUCAAGGCCCAAGUCUGAGAUUUCCCUGUAUUGACCGAAAGGGGGAGGUUAAUAAGUUAUUUACUAUGUGGUUUUUUCAUUUUGGAACUGAGCAUGCGAUCAAUUAAAACCAACAACUGGUCAGCAGAUAACUUUAAGAGAAGACAUCACCUCAAUAAGUUGUACACUUGAGCCGGUGAGUUGUACAAUGGUCAGCGGAUACCCUUUUUUACAGCUGUCAAAUUGACCAUAACAUGGAUGUCCAUAAGGAUGUCCACUAUGCCUUGGACACCCAGCUAGUAAUGCUCAAUCCUUACAUGAAAACAGCCAAUCAGAGCGCAUAUACCAUUGUAGCCAAAAUUACAGUGUAAAAAAAUUAUGAGAAUUAAUAUAAAAAGAAAAGUAUGCGAGCACUGAACAUGUUACAGUAAGUGUGUAAGUAAUUAUUACUGUUAUUAUUAUAAUAUAACAGUGCCACCUUAUAAUUUUGCCAGUUUAAAGGUAGUCUCCUUCGCAGCCGCUCGUGCUGGAGUCAUGCAAGCUCCUUGCUCCCAAAGUGGUGUGCGCAGAUGGACCUGGGGCCAAUACAGUGCCCGCAAACAAGGUCUCGACCUUGUACUUGGGAAUUGCUCCAGUGCCCAAAUGCGGGAGUGGGUACUUGAAAAAAGGUUGUGUUCACGUUAGUGCCCAGGGAGUUCUUUACUUCAUUACAGUGCCCCGCAACCAAGUGUAAAUGCUGCUAUAGCUGACUUUACUUGACCUCAUCUAGUCCCAAUCUGGACUCCAACUACACAAGUUUUGUUUGUUCCCCUUAAGUGAGCCAUACAACCCCCCUAGCUGAUGGACUAAACGUGCGUUCCCUCUUUGCAGUCUAAACCAUCUUGAUUUGAAUCAACUUGGCUUGGUGUGGGUUACAUUUCAAAACAGAUUAGUUUUGUUGUCUGAAAACACCAGGACCCAGUUUUUCAAAUGUUGGAUAGCAACAUCCCCUGGAUAAGUAUUAGCAAAGCCAGUUACAAAACUGCUGUCCAGCUUUUGAGCAACUGGGAUCCAUCUUGUCACAUUGGUUAGUUGAUUUGUUUACUAAUAAACUGAUGCGUCUGGCAUGGA
This is a messenger RNA of Porites lobata, 4663 nucleotides long. Lineage: Eukaryota; Metazoa; Cnidaria; Anthozoa; Scleractinia; Poritidae. The record is from the annotation of a GenBank genome assembly.